Molecule: messenger RNA, 2005 nt
Organism: Ipomoea nil (Japanese morning glory)
Lineage: Eukaryota; Viridiplantae; Streptophyta; Magnoliopsida; Solanales; Convolvulaceae
Product: ethanolamine-phosphate cytidylyltransferase-like
Exons: 11
Coding region: 275-1564 (429 amino acids)
Biological process (GO): phosphatidylethanolamine biosynthetic process
Cellular component (GO): cytoplasm
Molecular function (GO): ethanolamine-phosphate cytidylyltransferase activity
Source: RefSeq, a predicted model, not a curated record
UCGGAUUCACUACUCUCCCUGACAUAAAAUAUAAAAUAUAUAUAUACACAAGCUUCUCCUUCACACGUCCACGUUUCUCUCCUUCGCCAUUAAGGGAGAGGAAGAAAGACAUUGAGGUUCACUCGCACCCAUAUAGCUCAGAGAUCCCCGAUUCAUCUGUGUUUUCCAGGAAUUCUCAAUCCCAUUUCCUCACCUUACAACUUUCAGGGUCUUUCUUGCCUCUUUUAGUGAGAGUAUAAAAGAGGCCUGAGAAAGGAGAAAAGGGUGGGGAUCAAUGGAGUUUGAGAGCAAUAGCUGGAUCAGGGAUGGGGGGUGUUACUACCCUCAUCUGUUUGGUGGUAUAAUGCUUACGGCAGCCUUACUUGGGCUGUCCACUAACUACUUUGGCAGGAUCUAUGUUCCUACUUUACCCUAUCUGUUACCUGAUUUGAGUGUUUUUCACAAGAAAAAACGUGCGAAGAGACGUGUCCGUGUCUAUAUGGACGGGUGUUUUGAUAUGAUGCAUUAUGGCCAUGCCAAUGCCUUGAGGCAAGCCAAGGCAUUGGGAGAUGAAUUGAUUGUUGGAGUUGUCAGUGAUGAGGAAAUUAUAGUCAACAAAGGUCCCCCAGUUUUACCCAUGGAAGAGAGGUUGACUCUUGUUAGUGGUUUGAAGUGGGUGGAUGAGGUCAUUGCCAAUGCUCCCUAUGAAAUCACAGAAGAGUUUAUGCAUCGCCUAUUUAAUGAACACAAGAUUGACUACAUUAUACAUGGUGAUGAUCCCUGUCUCCUUCCUGAUGGAAGUGAUGCUUAUGCCCUUGCUAAGAAAGCUGGUCGUUACAAGCAGAUCAAACGCACUGAAGGUGUUUCCAGCACAGACAUUGUAGGAAGGGUUCUAUCUUCUAUGAAGAAUAUGAAAAGUCAACAAGAUUGCUCUGGAUCAUCUCAAUCUGGUGAAGUUGAUAAUGUUGAGAAUUUAAAUCCUGUGAAAGAUUGUGCUAAGGGUGGUCAGAUAUCACAUUUUUUGCCCACAUCUAGAAGAAUAGUGCAAUUUUCAAAUGGCAAGGGGCCUGGGCCAAACGAACGUGUGGUUUACAUUGAUGGUGCAUUUGACCUCUUCCAUGCUGGUCAUGUUGAGAUUCUUAGGAGUGCCAGGCAACUUGGAGAUUUUCUUUUAGUUGGGAUUUAUGAUGACAACACUGUCAGUGGAGUUCGAGGAACACAGUAUCCACUUAUGAAUUUGCACGAACGAAGUCUUAGUGUUCUGGCUUCCCGUUAUGUUGAUGAAGUUAUUAUAGGUGCCCCUUGGGAAAUUACUAAGGAUAUGAUAACAACAUUUAACAUAUCGCUUGUUGUGCAUGGCACUGUUUCCGAAAGCAACUCUAUGUUAAAAGAUACCUGUGAUCCUUAUGCUGUUCCUAAAAGCAUGGGAAUCUUCCGAAUAAUUCAGAGCCCCAAAGAUAUUACCACCACUUCAGUUGGCCAAAGGAUCAUUGCCAAUCAUGAGAUCUAUGUGAAACGGAAUGCCAAGAAAGAAGCAAGCGAGAAGAAAUACUAUGCAGAGAAGAAAUACGUCUCAGGUGAGUAGAAGCAUGCGAUGCGAUGGUUUCUUGCAACUAACUUGCAUUCUAGGAGCAGUUGCUCCAAAUUGAGGUAGUACUUCGUCUACCAUUGUGUGUUCAAAGAAUAUAUGAAAGCGGGGGCCUCAUAUUUAGGGAAGGGUACGGUAUCACUGCAUCACCCAAGUUUUUAUAUUAUCUUCAGGUUUUUGUUUUAAUCCCCCCUUUCAAAUACCGGUACUGUAAGCUAGUUUCCUAACAUCAUAUCUUCCUAUUCUUUAUGUAAUAGUAAAGUAAAAUGUUGUAAUCCAUAGUUAAUUGUGUUUCUCAUUCAAUUUUGUGCAUCUUUUUCUAGUAUUUAAAACAUUUAUUAUGUCUAGGAACACUUGCACUUGAAACCUCCAACCUUUCAUGAUGAUUUAGCUGUGAGUGCAAACUCAUAUCAUUUAUAUAUGAUUUUUUCAUUAAAA